AGCUGUUACAGUACAGACAAUCUUCGUCGUAAUGUUUUCCUGGAACAUUGCAGCGUUGCUGGUCAUUCUGGUGUUAAACCAGCAGGGCUUGUGCAACGCUCAGACUGUGACACCUCUUGGUAAUAUAACUACUCCUACUCCAACUGCUCUAAUUACCACGCCCACGCCGACCGUAUCUCCUUGCCCGCCGUAUGGUAAAGGUCCCCAUCUCAUGGACUGCAACUUUGACAAUGACGACAUUUGCUGGUGGGAGCUCGUUGGGGGACUACAAGCUGUGUUCCUUCUCCGAAGCGGCUCGACACCGAGUCUGAAUACAGGACCUAGCAAUGAUCACACUACAGGAACAACAGUCGGAAAGUACAUUUAUCUUGAGACUUCAGUACCAGCGAGCAGGAACGACAAGGCACAGUUGAGAUCACGAGUAAUCGGAACGUCGUGCAAGCCUUGUAAACUCAAUCUAUGGUAUCACAUGUACGGAUCAUCUGUCAACCGCCUUUCUGUCGCCAUACAACCAAUAAACGGUGCAAGACAAACUCUGUGGACGAAGAGGGGCAAUCAAGGCAACCGCUGGAUCCAACAGAGUGUGGAUUUGAUCAGCAGCGGGCCUUACCAAAUUAUAAUCGAAGCGGUAGUUGGAAUCAGUUGGACCGGAGACAUUGCAGUCGACGACAUAACGCUGACAAAUUGUCCACCCAUUCCUACACCAACACCUCCGCCUCCAUGCAGGCCAAAUAUGGGUCCAGGCGACUGCGACUUCGAGCAGGAUGCCUGCAGGUGUUGCUGCUGGAAGAACCUACUCAUCGGGGAUCGGAACGAUUGGACACGCAGUCGAGGCCCCACACAGUCGCAGGGAACCGGUCCCAGCUCCGAUCACACGUUUGGAAACUCUUCAGGACAUUACAUGUACAUCGAAGCGACCAAUGCUAAUCGAGGAUUUGGAGUUACGAGUGCUGCUCUUCUUGUCAGCAAACGGUUUAACGCCGUCACUAAAGCGAACGCCUGCUUCAUGACCAUGUGGUACCACAUGAAGGGACGGCAAGUCGGGCGACUCCGAGUGCGCAAACAAUCGGACGGAGCGCAGGCAAAUCGCUACCCGGUCCUCUUCACCGUCAUCAGAGACCAGGGCGACCAAUGGCACAACGUCACUUUCGAUCUCUACACGUCUACCUACGCAAACGACGGGUUCACGGUCACCAUCGAGGCGAGAAACAUCCAGUCGACCUCAAGCGACAUUGCGAUAGACGACCUAUCGUUUUCUUCGGGCUGUACUCCUUAUUUCGAAGAAAAAGGGUCCGGCGAUGCCAAACCAGCUUCUACGGGCCACGGCUCUGUUAUUGCAUUUGAGAGUAGUGCAGUGAGGCAGAAAACUAUUGGGGGCAUGCCUCUUUGA
This is a messenger RNA of Corticium candelabrum, 1390 nucleotides long. RefSeq names its product MAM and LDL-receptor class A domain-containing protein 1-like. Bases 32 to 1390 code for a protein of 452 amino acids. Gene Ontology annotation, cellular component: membrane. The record is from RefSeq and is a predicted model, not a curated record. NCBI's taxonomy places the organism in Eukaryota, Metazoa, Porifera, Homoscleromorpha, Homosclerophorida, Plakinidae. The transcript has 7 exons.